AUGGCGCGGGCGGAGACGCCGCCGCAGAAGCGCACAGCGGGCCAGGCCGCGGAGCCGAAGCCGAAGGGGCGGGCCCCCCUGAGCGUGGACGUCUACCCCGGGCCCGUGCCCCUGGACCCCGACACGGUCGUGCGGCGCCAGACGCGGCCGAUCGGGGAGUUCGGAGGGAACCUCGGGGGCUUCUUCUGGUCAGUCUUCAUUCCCAUCUGCAUCUGGUACUUCUACGGCUGCGUCGUCCUGAACGAGGGGGGGCUGCAGCUUCCGCCCUGGGACGCCGCCUGGUGGCAGAAGCUCUAUCACGAGCUCCCCGAAGGCAUCGCGAUCCGGCCGACGUGGGUGGGCACCAUGUCCUACGUCGCUUGGGUCAUCUUCCAGGCUCUGAUGGAGAUAUUCCUGCCUGGGGAGGUCCACGACGGCGUCAAGCUGAAGAACGGCAACCGCCUGAAGUACCCCAUGAACGGCCUGCUGUCGUACUUCUUGUCCCACGUUGCGGUCGUGGUGCUCUGCUACCUCGGCCUCGUCGAGGCGACCUUCGUGUGGAAGAACAUGGGCGCUCUCCUGACCGGCGGCGUCAUCUCCACCGCCGUCGUCUCGUGGUGGCAGUACAUCGACUUCGGCCUCCUGUGGAAGCGCCACGUGAACGACCCAGAGUUCGAGGAGGAUUGGGGCGUCUUCACCGUGAAGGAGAUCUUCAGCGACUUCUGGCUCGGGGUCGCGCGGAACCCCCGCUGCUUCCACAAGUGGUUGCCGAAGACCGGGGGCUUCGACAUCAAGCGCUUCUCCAACGCGCGCGCUGGCCUGACGAUCUGGAUCAUCUGCAAUUGGUCCUACAUGGCGGCGGUCUACUACGGGUGCUUUCUGAAGGACAGCGGAGAGCCAGUUUGCCAGGCGACCGGCGAUUGGAGCCGCAUCGGUCCGUCGGCCGUCUUCAUCUCGCUGGCACACUGGUACUACAUCUUCGACUACAACUGGAACGAGCCCGCGUACCUCACCACCACGGACCUCAGGCACGACCUCUACGGCUUCAUGCUGGCCUACGGUUGCUGCGGUUUCCUCGCGUGGUAUUACCCGAUCGCCUUCAUGGGCCACAUCGCGGGCCAGAAGACCCCCCUCACUGAUAAUUACCUCAACUUUGGCAUCGGCCUCACGCUCUACAUCAUCGGCAUGUACCUGUUCCGCGUCACCAACAUCGAGAAGCACCGCUUCCGCACCUACAUCGCCGACGGCGGUGACCUGAGCACGUACAAGGUCUGGGGCAAGCCCGUGCAGUAUGUCAAGACGGAGGAGGGUAGCUACCUGCUGGCGUCCGGCUACUGGGCCCUGGCGAGGCACUUCAACUACAUCGGGGACAUGGUCAUGUGCGUCGGCUGGACGGUGGCCUGCACGGGGCCGAAGCACGGCUUUCCCUGGAUCCCCCUCAGCUACGUUGCCUACUUCUGGAUCAUGGACAUCCACAGGCUCUGGCGGGACGAGGAGCGCUGCGCCCGAAAGUACAAGAAGGACUGGGAGACCUACAAGGAGAAGGUCCCGUACUUCAUCCUGCCCGGCAUCUUCUGA
Molecule: messenger RNA, 1557 nt
Organism: Prorocentrum cordatum
Lineage: Eukaryota; Dinophyceae; Prorocentrales; Prorocentraceae
Source: the annotation of a GenBank genome assembly